AUGUAUCCUGAAAACGCCCACCCCGACGACGCCUACGUCCAACAUCAACGCGGCCAAUAUCCUCCUCAAUAUUGGUCUGCUGAGACACCAUCACAACACUCAUCCACACCAAACACCCUUCGCCCUCACCACGCAAGGAGACAGCAUCAUGCACACGGCAUAGAACGAGAAGAAGAAGACUCCAGCCCCCAGGAAGCACUCUCUCCGCCGCCGUCUUUCGUGCCCCACGCACCAUCACCGCCUUCCCAGCAGCAACAUCACUCAAACCCUUACCACCCGGAGCAGAACAACUUCCCUGCUCCUGUCGUCAUCGGCAGCAUGUUCUCUUCCCAGAGCCAGGACCCUUACACUUCCCAGCCGGCCGUUCACUUCAACGAGGCCCAGCUCGCCGUCGACGAGGUCACUAACCGCGCCCGCGCCAAGGGCUUCCGCGACGAGCUCACCAUCGCCGCCAACGGCUCCGUCACCCCGGGCGUCGACGACACCCCUUACCUCCGCUAUGCCUUGGAGGCCCUGACGAGGGAGCACGGCCACAGCGGCGGGUUCUCUCCCCCGUCCAGCGUUCCCUCUCCGAACGAGAACACCGGAUACUACCGCGCUGCCGGAUACCUCCCGGACGACCUGCAGAGCCCCCUCAUCAGCGGCGACCCUGACUCCGGCUUCUCUCCCAUGGUCCCCGUCCCUACGCACACCCGGGACUCGGUCCGCCGCCAGUCCCGGCCGCAUUCCAACGCCGGCGCCGAGAGGCCCUCCAUGUCUCUCGGCACCCGCAUCAUCUCCAUGUCACCGCCGCACUCGGCAGACUCGAGAUAUCAGCACAACCAAGCCCAGACCCCGGCCGGCGUAAACCCCACUGAGACCACGCCGAAAUGGCUCCCCAUCAGCGAGAGGGAGAGCGUCUUCCCGGGCAUGACAAAGAUCGACACCAUUGACGAGGACCGCGCGAUAUACCCCCGCCUCAACUUCGUCCCCGCGAUCCUGCGUCUCCCCUCCCUCAUCGCCCUCAUGGUGCUCUGCCUCGCCAUGAUCGCCUGCCUCAUGGUCGCCGCCAUCUACUCGCCAAUCCAACCCGGUCUCCUAACCUACGGCGAGACAAUCUACAGCGGCAAAUACUUCCUCUUCCGCAUCCUGCCCCAGCUCUUCGCCUCCCUCAUCUUCGUCUACGCCCAGUGCGUCGCGGCAGCGACCCUCCGCAUCCUCCCCUUCGCCGCCCUCUCCGAAGACGAGCCCAUCCGCCGCCGCAACGCCCUCUUCCAGAACCUCUACACCAAAACUUUCCUCCUCCCGCAGCUCGCCGGGCCCGUCCACGUCAAAAUCGCCCUCGCCAUCCUCUGGCUCUCGGCCUUCGCCAUCCCCCUCGCCAGCGCCUCCUUCACCGUCAUCCUCGUCGACGUCUGGUACUGGACCGCCGUCCAGGGCGUCGUCUGGACCCUCGUGGCCCUCUACCUCCUCGUCCUCGCCGCCGUCCUCAUCCUCCUCCUCUUCUGGCGCAACCGCGUGACGGGCCUCAUGUGGGACCCGCGCUCCAUCGCAGACCUCUCCGUCAUGAUCGCCCGGAGCAACACCCGCGACGCCUACCGCGGCGCAGAGGUCGCCCCGACGAGCAAGAAGCUUCGCUCCAUGCUCCGCAACCGCAUCGUCGACCGCCUAGGCUACUGGAUGACGGACGACCACCAGGAAACCCCCUGGUACGGCCUCGGCACGGAACACUCCCAGGGCCACACCCCGUCCGACCUCCACUACGACGUCAAGAACGAAUCCUCCUCCUCCUCCUCCGCCAUCGCCGCCGACGACCACCACGACGGCCGCUCCGUCACAUCCACCCUCCUAGCAGGCCGCUCCGCCCACCGCUCCGGCCUCGUAGAAACCUACAAACUCCCCUGGUGCCUCCGCACCCCACAAGUCCUCUUCUACGUCGUCGCCUCAACAAUCCUCCUCACGGCCCUCUUCGUCGUCUCCUUCCUCCACCGCACAUCUCUCGUCGCCGGCUUCCGCCCAGGCGUCCCCGCCGCGCCGCUCUCCGCGCCCUCCUCCUUCUCCGCCGCCAACUUUUUGUACAGCUUCGUCCCCAGCUUCCUCGGCCUCCUCCUCCUCCUCGCCUUCCAGACCCUCGAGCAGCAAUUCCGCAUCCUCCAGCCCUGGGCCGACCUCUCCACCACCACGGACGGCGCGCCCGCCUCCCGCUCCGUCAUGUGGCUUUCCCGUUCAUACUUAGUCUACCUUGUGGCAAUUAUCCUAUCUUGUUGUUAUUGUUGA
Molecule: messenger RNA, 2256 nt
Organism: Colletotrichum scovillei
Lineage: Eukaryota; Fungi; Ascomycota; Sordariomycetes; Glomerellales; Glomerellaceae
Product: phosphoribosylaminoimidazole-succinocarboxamide synthase
Exons: 3
Coding region: 1-2256 (751 amino acids)
Source: RefSeq, a predicted model, not a curated record